Trachemys scripta elegans is the source of this 6490-nucleotide messenger RNA. RefSeq names its product GRAM domain containing 4 (gene GRAMD4). Gene Ontology annotation, biological process: apoptotic process; negative regulation of toll-like receptor 9 signaling pathway. The transcript has 19 exons. The record is from RefSeq and is a predicted model, not a curated record. The coding region runs from base 191 to 2005 and encodes 604 amino acids. NCBI's taxonomy places the organism in Eukaryota, Metazoa, Chordata, Testudines, Emydidae.
GCGGCGGCGGCGCGGGCCCGGCGGAGGCAGGGAACAGACGACGGGCAGCGCGUCUCCCCGCCAGCGGCUGGGUGUGGGGCUGAGUGGCCCGCCCGGCCCAGCAGCAGCAGCAGCGGCGGGAUCCCUCCGCGCCGGGUGACCCCUGGGCUCGGCGGGGAGCCGGACAGAGCCGCGCCGCCCGCCCGCGUGAAUGAGAGUGUGCACCGAGUGCCGGGCAGGGGACUCCAACCGUCAUGUUAAGGUAAAGCAGAAAAGUGCAGUGCUGAACAUGCUAAAGAGGUUAGACAAAAUAAGGUUCAGAGGUCACAAGAGAGAUGAGUUCCUUGAUUUAGCAGAGUCUCCAAAUGCUUCAGAUACUGAAUGUGGAGAUGAAAUCCCAGUGAAAAUACCUCGAACGUCACUCAGAGAGAAUGACGAACUGAGAGACCCUGCUGGUCCAGGGGCCAUCAACAUGGCAUCAGGAGUCCAGGAUUUUAACAGAACAGAGUCUGAUAGAUUAAAUGAGAUCAAAGGUCACCUGGAAAUCGCCUUACUGGAAAAACACUUUUUACAGGAAGAGCUCAGGAAGCUCAGAGAAGAAACAAACGCUGAAACCUUAAAACAAGAACUAGAAAAAGAACGGCAGAGGAGAUUGGAACUAGAACAAAAGGUCAAUGAAAUACUUAAAACAAGAACAGAAGAGCUGCCUACAACACAGCAACCCGCAAAACCACCGACACAAGUCAAUGGAACAGAUAAACGCAGUCAGAUGAUGUGUUCGAGAGUCCAGAAGUGGUUUUAUGACAAAUUUGGGGAGUAUGUUGAAGACUUCAGAUUUCAGCCAGAGGAAAACACAGUGGAAACUGAAGAGCCACUUAGCGCUAGAAGGUUAACUGAAAAUAUGAGAAGAUUAAAGAGAGGUGCCAAACCUGUUACUAAUUUUGUGAAGAAUCUUUCUGCCUUAUCAGAUUGGUAUUCUAUCUACACUUCUGCUAUUGCCUUUAUUAUUUACAUGAAUGCUGUAUGGCAUGGCUGGGCCAUUCCUAUGUUCUUAUUUUUAGCAAUUUUGAGGUUAUCCCUAAAUUACCUCAUAGCCAGGGGUUGGAGAAUACAGUGGAGCAUUGUGCCUGAAGUUUCUGAGCCCAUUGAACCUCCAAAGGAAGACCUGACAGUGUCAGAAAAGUUUCAGCUUGUUCUAGAUGUGGCACAAAAAGCACAGAACCUAUUUGGCAAAAUGGCAGACAUAUUGGAAAAAAUCAAGAACUUGUUCAUGUGGGUCCAACCAGAAAUAACACAGAAGCUAUAUAUUGUUCUAUGGGCAGCUUUUAUUGCAUCCUGCUUCUUUCCCUACAGGAUUAUAGGGCUUGCAAUGGGACUUUAUGCUGGAAUUAAGUUUUUCCUUAUUGAUUUUAUCUUCAAACGAUGCCCAAGACUUCGAGCUAAGUAUGAUACUCCUUAUAUCAUCUGGACAAAUUUGCCUACAGAUCCUCAACUCAAAGAAAGGUCUAAUGCUACAGUGUCAAGACGGGUUCAAACAGCAUCAUCAAGAAGUUAUGUGGGUUCAGGUGCCCCAACUGGAGUAAACAAAGAUGAAGACAGUAGUCGUUUUCAUACCACCAAAAGAGGCAAUUUCCAUGAAGUCUUUAACCUAUCAGAAAAUGAGCGUCCUUUGGCAGUAUGUGAAAAUGGUUGGCGCUGCUGCUUGAUUAACAGAGACAAGAAGAUGCCCACAGACUACAUUAGGAAUGGGGUUCUUUAUGUUACAGAAAAUUACUUAUGCUUUGAAAGCUCCAAAUCUGGCUCUUCUAAGAGAAAUAAAGUUAUUAAACUAACGGAGAUAACAGAUAUUCAGAAGUACAAAGUGCUCUCUGUUCUCCCAGGGUCAGGGAUGGGUAUUUCAGUAUCAACACCAUCUACACAAAAACCACUAGUGUUUGGUGCCAUGGUACACAGAGAUGAAGCUUUUGAGACAAUUUUCAACCAGUAUGUGAAAAUAACCUCUGCAGCAUCGAACAGCGAAAGCUAGUAUCUUAUCUUCAGAAGAUCUAGAGGAGACUUUAUUUUACAACUUGGUAGUGAAAAAUUGAACAUCCUCAUCUAUUUUGCAAUAAUUUUUCUUGUCAUAUGGUUUAUAUUCUAUCUGUUACAUGAAUCAAGUGUAUUUUAUAUAUGCCUUCAUGUUUGUUUUUAAGGUUUUUUUAAAAAAACAGUGAAAGUGCUAUCAUCACUAUUAGCCUUGCACAUUAAGCACUUUCACUGUUUAUUUACUGACAUUAAAAGCUAGGAAGAUACUUGGAGAACUGACUAGAUAUCAGACAGACGGGAACAGAUUCAUCCCUUGGGUAUCUCCAUUGAUAUCAGGGAUUAAUUUUGCCCACUAUCUGUUGUUUUUGCAUGAGUUGAAACACAUUACAAUAAUCUGGUGUGUGUUUCUUGAGUACAACAAGCACUGAAUUGGGUACUUUAUGAAACCAGUAUCAACACCUAGGAAAUAUCACUAUUAGCUGGUAAGAAUAUUGAUAUUAAGGCAAUUUUUCUUGCUGAUUUCUGUACUCUAAAAGGAUUUAUUUUUGAACAGUUUGACCUGAUUCAAUUUUUCCUGCAUACAUAGUUUCAAAUUCCUUGUACAGUGAAUUCAGCAUUACAAAGCAGAAGGAAAUGUUUGGAACGCUAUCUUCCUUUUCUGAUCAACCAAAGUACAAGAGGAAGAAAAGAACUAUCUGUUUUUUGAGGGCAGCAAAACUUUGUUCAUAAAAUGUUAGGCAACUUAUAUUUGUAUUCCUAUUGAUAUUUGUCAUGGAAGGGCUCAAUAAUUGUACUUGUACAUAUAAUGUAGCAAGAUGCACGUACAUUCAUGCAAAAAGACUUACUGGGCAUCUUUUUGUGAUGCGGGGGGAGUUGGGAAUAAUUACGCCCAAGCAAAACUUGAGAUCAGCUUCGUAUGUUAUCUAUUCAUUUAUAUUUGAGAUUGUGGGGGCAGGGAGGGUUUGUGAGAGUCCCUUGUAACAGAAAUGUCAGGAUAGUGUAGCAAGUGAAAGCAUUAUUUCCAGAAGAAAUUAUUCUAUUUUGAUCUCCCCUUUCUUUAUUCAAUUUUUCCAACAAUAGAACCUGACUUUGCCAAAUGGAGCAGUGACACUGGGCCCACCUUCUCCAUAGUUUUUUCUCUAUUGACGGGCAAUGCAUAUAAUAACAUUAGUCUUACUUGAAAUUUUGAAAGUUUGCAUAAGCCAUGUACUAUUAAGCCCAUCUGAGAGUUUAGGAUUUCAUCUGCAUUCUCCUAAAGGCACAGCAGAAUGUAUACAAGCCCCCCAGUAUAUUUUCUCCCUACUGCAUCUUUUGAGUUUAGUAGUAUUUUUCUUCCCAUAAAACCGAUGAAGAAGAUAAUUCUGUUAGCCUAUCUAAAAAAUGUUGACUUUAAAGUCAAUACACUUCUUAGUUUCUAGUUAAACAAGUUAGAUCUUUAAACAAACUCCAGGGUUACAUUCAGUUAAGUAUAACAACAAUACAAAGAUCCAGGGGAAAAUGGCACUCUGAAACUGUUGAAACCUAUUUCAAAGUGGCAGUGAAGAUAAUUAAUUUUAAUAUUAAUAUGAAUAUUUAAUGACAGUAUUUCUCCAUGUUGUAUUUAAAGUUCAUGUGCAUUGGGACUCACAAUUGAAUAUUUAAGGCACAACGUUGUUCAUGCUAAAGCUCUGUGCUGUAGACAUAAGUAUAUAAAUAUGUAGCACAAUCUAUCUUAAAGAAUUUAAAAUUAAUAUCCAUGCACUGAGUUCAGGAAAUCACUUAAUCGUGUAUUCAAAUGUCCUGAAUAGUUAUGGACUUUAGGACAUGCUUAAAUACAGUACAAAGGGGGAUGUUUUCCUGAACCAGGCCUUGAAAGUUUACAAUAUAAUUUUAAAUUGGUAGGAGAUCCAAUUACCCACUAUAUAACAAGGAUGUUAACCAAAUACCAUUUUGAAGCUACUUUCAUUUGGCAAAUAGAUAUUCAUUUGGCAUAUACAGGAUUAUAUUUAAGUAAAAAUAUUACUUUUAAUUUUGCAAAUUUUUAUUUAAAAAAGCAGUUUGAUUUAAAGAGAAGAAAUUGUCAUUUAUCCAACAGCAAUUUAUUAUAUAGUUAAACUUUUAUAAAGCCUCCUUUAAGAAUCAAAGUGGCAGAUGAAUUACAGUAAGUGGCGAAUAAAUAAGCAUUUAUAUAGCGUAAUGUUAUGUACAACUUAGUCAUAUUCAUAGUUCAUUCAGUUUGUCUUAAAAUCCCUUGGGUGUUUGUGAGGUUGUCAUUUUUUGAAGAAACAGAAGAUUAUAUUUUUACUGAGCAAGUGGUUUUUCUUAUUUUUGUAUCAUUUUCAAAUGUAAUUUUUACCUUCACUCUGGUCAUAAGGCACUGGUUUCAGUUUAAUUGCCGGUAACUGCACUUAUUACCUCCUCCCCUCACUGACUGACUGACUAGUAUGUAAUAUUGUCCUAUAUUCUGGGUCCUGAAAGACUAAAAUAUUGUUCAGUUGAUGAUGCCAGGACAGUUAACAAGACUCAUUUUUAAAGUAGUAGUAAAUCAUUUGCCAUCUUCCCAGACUUAGAAUCCUCCUUCAGAAAAUAUACUCUUUUAAAACUUUAGUUUGGUCAACAAAGAUAACCGUCCUACUAACGCUAAUUUGUCAUUCAAAAUUAAUCUGCACUUUAACAAUAUGUAUUUAAAAAAAACAUUGUUAAAGCAGUAAACUUAUUGCAAACUACAAUGCAACAUUGGUUCAUUCUGAUAAAAAUAAAAUGAACUGGAUUUUUUAAAGAGUAAAAUGUGUAAUAUAACUGAUUAAACAUUCAUGUAUAUAUUUUCAAAGUUCACUUUACAUUAGGUUACUAGAAUUACUGCAAAUUAACUGCUCUCGUGUUACAUAAUUAAAGGCACUAAACAAUAACUUCAGUGCGCUUACUUGUGAGUAUUGCUACACUUUUGUUUCUCCCGAGUCCUGAAAUGCUGGGAGGCAGUGGGCAAUUACAUAAUUUACUUGUGUAAUUACACUGAAGUUAAUAAUUUAAAAUUUACCUUCCUACAUACAAUUUGCAGUAUAGCCGCCUUUUUGAUUCAAGGUUGAGUGGUGCCACUUAAUGUAAAGUGUUACUUUUUGACAGCAAAAAGUGAUGUUUUUGCCAUACUAUUGUUCAUUUGCUGUCAUUUGUUGUAAUUCUGUUGAUGUAUAUGGUUUAUUGUUGGAUCAUUCACAUUUAAUUGGUUUAACUUCUUUCCUAGAAGUGUAGUGGUUAGUUUGAGUUCCUUUCAAGAAAAAAAAGGGAGAUGAAAACUUAUCACAUUUAUUAUUCAUCAGUGACCAUUUAAAUACAAAUUCCUGAUGAAAAGCUCAGAUACAACAUCAUGUUUUUCUGUACUUAGUCAUUCUUGUGAGGUCAGAUUGAAUAUAAAUGAGCUACUUAUAAGUGGCAACAUUGCACAAAAAAGCCAGCAGCAAAACCUUAUUACUGUCCAUGCAGACCAAGAGAGAAGAUAUUUUACGCGAGAGUGAAGAGGUGAAUGUGUGUACAUUUUUUUUUUUUUUUGGCAACUUAAACUCCUACAAAGAAAACUGGUAGUUUUUAUUGAAUUCUGUAAAUUUUGGCAGAUAUUUAAUUUCUGUUACUAAUCAUUGAAAUAGAAUGGAUGUUAAAAUAGUUUUUAUGUCUGAAGUUUGUCUAUUUUGAAGUUGUAAAUAAUUAUGCAUUGGCAGUGUAACUUUUGUUCAACAAAAGACUUAUACUGUAUGAAGAGUUGAAAUAAUGAAACAAUUUGCCCUGUACAUUUUUUAAGAAUCUUGUUUGUUUAAAAAAAGUAUUGUAUAAAUUAUAAUUUUUAUUUAAAUAAACCUAAAAAUGCUUUGUGCUAACAGGUAUGUUUUUAACAACUUUUCAUCCUUCAGUGCAAGCAUAGUCUUUCUUGAUUUCCACAGACUGAGGUUAGUGUAAAAAUUUUUUUUGGUAUGUUUUUAUAACCCCAUCAAGAAGAUCAAAUAGGUAACAGGUUUUUAUAAGUAGCAAUAUUAUAAAAAUUCAAGCAACAGCUCAUAUCUACAAACCGUUCUUGAAUUUGUUCAUAUAGCUUUUUUGAUAUUAAGAAAAAGAUAACAUUUUUCUGUCUUCAUGCUGUUCAGAUUUUUUUAUACAUAUUCUUUUUGCAGUGGUGGCCCUUAACAUUUUCUGGUUUUAUCUAAGAUAAAUAAAUAUGCUUACCUGAGAAUAUGAUGUAUUCCCUUCUACAUGCCUGUAUUUACUGUAAGAAACACCAUGAAUGUUACAUAUACAAUUGGCAAGAGUUCACAGCCCACCCACUGUAACUAUCUAUUAGUAUGCAUGUUUGGUUUUUAAAAAGUAUGCUCAUUCAGAAUGUUUUAUAAAACAAAUAGGCAUUUUUUAAUAACUUUGCUAAACAUUUGACGUGUCUACAUUAUAUUGCAUUUAACACGAAUGAAUGUGGAUGAGGAAAAAAUAUUACCCAUACAUAAUACAAAUUUCCCUAGUUUCUGGA